GACGCGGCGCGGGCGGCCCGCGGAGUUUCUCCCGACACCGCCGCUCUGCCCCGUCCGUCGCCGCACGGCCCGCAACACCUCGCUACAGUACCGCGCUCUUCUGCAGGCACGAGGAUGAGGGUGCUUCUGCUGGUGGUGGCGCUGGCGGCGUUCGCGCGCGCACAGGUGGGCGAGGAGUUCGACGAGGAACUGGAGGAGGAGCGAGGCAAGCGGCAGACGUUCGCGCCGCGCGGCGUCACGCAGAUCCCCAAGGGGGUGCCGCUGCCGCAGCAGCUGCGCUUCCCGCCGCCACAGGCGUUCCGGCAGGCGGCGCCGGUGGACGAAGAGGACGAGCUGAGCCGCAACAUCGUGACGCCGACGCCGCAGCCGGUGUACCGCCGGCCGCCGCCGCCGCCCCCGCAGGACUCGCAGCGCGACUACUCCAUACAGAGGCCGCAGCCGCAGUCGCCCAACGCCGUGCGCAGACCUGGGCCGCCGCCGCCGCCCGGAAAGGGACAGCCUCUGGAUGAGGAGGAGCUGGAGGAGGAGAAGCCCGACAGGCUGAGCCUGCUGCUGCCGCAGUCCAAGUUCGACUGCAACAACAAGAAGACCGGCUACUACGCCGACGAGGGGCUAAACUGCGAGGUCUUCCAUUACUGCCAGGACAACGCGCGACACUCCUGGAUCUGCCCCGAGGGCUUCCUCUUCCACCAGGUGCACCUGAUCUGCAUGCCGCCGAGCAGCGAGAACAUCUGCAAGCAGUCGUCGCAGUUCCACUUCGUCAACGACUACCUGUACCGGCCCAUCAACGCGGAGGAGGUGCAGAACAAGCCGAACGUGACUCUGCGCUACUCGGACCGCUACUACCCGGACAACUUCUACGAGGAGGAGAGCCUGCACCAGCAGCCGGCGCCCAUCCGCGCGUCUGCCGCGCCGCCCCCGCCGCCCCCGGCCGCCGCCCCCGUGCUGCGCGGCCGCCCCCAGGUGCCGCAGUUCCGCCCCCAGUCGGCCCCUCACCAGGUCUUCCACUCGCCCGAGGAGGUCAACAUCCCGCUGCAGCAGCGCAGGCCCUCGGGCCCGCCCCCAGCACCCGUCAGGGGCGGCUUCGGCCCCCAGCACGAUGACGAGUACGAGUACGACGACCUGCCCUUCCGCCAGGGCUAGAAGCGCCCUCCUGUCACAGCCAGGAUGCGACUUCGCGUCCCGCACUGGACUUGAAAAGGCGGGCAGACUGUUCCCCGUGCAGUCGGCAUCGACGGACACUGUGGAAUGCCUUUGUGCGUGUGUGCAGUUACAUGCGGAACUCUCCAAACCAAUCGAUUCUCCCCCGAGACACCGCGGCAGUUCUCGCGAAUCUCGCAUACCAAGUCGACUCAUUCAAUCAGCUCUUGUUAUGUAAUUUACAAACUUCCCUCCUCACUCUUGACUGAUUCUCUUAUAUGCAGUCGCUGAGCAGCUUCCUCCUUAAACGUAACAGUACUGAUGACCCAUUCCAGGAAAUAUCAUCAUUUUCGUUAUGCAUCCUCUAAUUGCCAUAUCGACAUCUAUAUCUGCAUGAUUAUUCUGGAAAUAUUAUCAUUUUCGUUAUGUAUUCUCUAAUUGCCAUAUCUAAAUCUAUAUCUGCAAGAUUAUUCAGCAAUUCCCAACCAGAGGGUGCGUGGAGCCGCUUUCAUAUUAUUUCUCUAUUUCUCCAUUCGCGAAUAGCACAUGGGUCAACAUGCAUGCGUAAACCUUUUCGUAUGGACUAGUUUAUCUCAUUUUAUCACGACGUAGAUGGGAGUCAACAAAAUAUUUUGUCAUUCAGAGGAGAAAUUUGUUGAUUGUAACUUCGUAAAAAAAUUUCGUCGCAGCUAAAAACGCCUUUGUUUUAAUGAUUGCCAUCCCGACAUGCUUAAUAUAUCCGUGACACUCUCGCCACUACUUAGCGGUUAUACAAAAAGAUCUGCCCUUCUUUGAACAUACUGCAUGUCCUCCGUCAAUGACACAGUAGGAUGAAUAUGUGAAAUCUUCCGUUGCUCUUUACCCGAAAAAACGUGUUUAUGAAUUGAAUAUCCUACUGAAAUUUGUUUACGUUAGCGAUCCCUUUCCACAAAACAAAACUUUUCUCUCGUAACAAAAUAGAUAGAUGAUUCAGUGUACCGCUUCCAAGCAAACAGUUUGCGUCAAAAUCAAGAACUCAGUAUUUCUUUCCUUAUAUUUACAGUACAUUACAGUAUGUCGACAGUUUGGAAAAGGUUUCACUUCAGAAGUACCUCCAAAUAAUCUAUAGUUGCUGCAAAAUAUUUUUAGGUAGCCAUCAUUUCUGCAGCAAAUUUCACUUAGGUCACCUACAAUUGUUUUUAAUCGUUAACAAAUAGGUGGAAACAUAGACCAUCAGAUACUAAAACGCAGCAUACCAUUCUCAUUAUGAGUUUUGGAGGAAGCUACUCUGCUCUGCUCAGUCCCGCCCAUUAUGUCGCCUGGGCGCCCCGGUACACCAUUUUCAACGUUAACAGCUCUUUAACAUCUACUGUACAAAUUAAUUUAUUGGUACUUAGAGUUAAGCUAUGUGUGUAUGUAUGUGUGCCCUUGUAUUCCUCAGAACUUCAUCGUUAAUCCUUACCUGUAUCAUCGUGAUCCCCAUUAAUUUAUCCCCUGUGAUUUUACUCUUAAGAAUAUUCAAGUAUGUACUCGUGCUUUAGUUAAAUAAAAGCAUGGUGCCUAUAAGUUUUGAAACGAGA
Messenger RNA from Schistocerca gregaria, 2699 nucleotides. RefSeq names its product bromodomain-containing protein 4-like. The record is from RefSeq and is a predicted model, not a curated record. Lineage: Eukaryota; Metazoa; Arthropoda; Insecta; Orthoptera; Acrididae. Gene Ontology annotation, molecular function: chitin binding. Gene Ontology annotation, cellular component: extracellular region. The transcript is spliced from 5 exons. Bases 115 to 1143 code for a protein of 342 amino acids.